Patella vulgata (common limpet) is the source of this 5166-nucleotide messenger RNA. Its product is annotated as epsin-2. The record is from RefSeq and is a predicted model, not a curated record. The transcript is spliced from 9 exons. Gene Ontology annotation, molecular function: phospholipid binding; clathrin binding. Bases 272 to 1858 code for a protein of 528 amino acids. Lineage: Eukaryota; Metazoa; Mollusca; Gastropoda; Patellidae. Gene Ontology annotation, biological process: endocytosis. Gene Ontology annotation, cellular component: clathrin vesicle coat; plasma membrane; endosome.
CUCCCUAGAACUUCUACAGGAAGUGCUAAUUCGCCAUUUUUCCGUCAUUGAAGUCAGUGUCAGCUAUUAAAACAUUAAUUUUAACAAUUUUACACAAUUUAAGAAUACCAGUAUUUCAGAAAAGGUUUUCAAAUUGCCUAUUAAAGAAAUACAUGUGUAAGGUUUUGUCUUUAUUAUUAUAAAGACAAGCAGAAAGCGAAGCUCAAAACAAGGAGCUGAUUUAUAUUUUUUUUGGGUGUUUUGUUCCAUCUUAACCGCCAAAAUUGCUACCAUGCCAACAAUCCGUAGGACUUUGAAGAAUGUGGUGAAAAACUAUUCGGACGCACAAGUUAAAGUGCGCGAGGCCACCUCAAAUGACCCGUGGGGUCCCUCCAGUACAUUAAUGGGGGAGGUGGCUGAUUUAACCUACAAUGUUGUGGCAUUCACGGAAAUUAUGCAGAUGAUAUGGAAACGAUUGAAUGAUGAUGGCAAGAAUUGGCGUCAUGUUUAUAAAGCGAUGGUUUUAUUAGAUUACAUUGUUAAAACGGGUAGCGAGAAGGUGGCUCAACAGUGUAAAGAAAACUUUCAUGCAAUAAAAACGCUGUCUAGUUUUCAAUAUAUAGAUGCUGAUAAUAAGGAUCAAGGAAUGAACGUAAGAGAGAAAGCCAAACAGCUUGUAGCACUCUUAUCAGAUGAUGAAAGAUUAAAAAAUGAAAGAGCAAAAGCUCUCAAAGCUAAAGAAAGAUUUGCACAGAACGCUAUGGGUAUAAGCAGCACAGGACAGACAAGUGGAGGAAGUCAGUUAGGAAGUCCCACAUUAUCUGGUGGGGCAGGUGGGUACUCUGAUCCUUAUGGUGGAGCGAUUGCUAUUGGACAGGAUUUUGACAGUUCUCCAUCUGAUGGUGGUAGAAGAAUGUCAACUGAUGUAGCUCUAGCUAGACCCUCAUCACUAGGUGAAGAAGAAAUACAGUUACAGUUAGCACUAGCUAUGAGUAAAGAAGAACAUGAUGAAGAAGUAAGAAAACAGAAAAGUGAUGAUAUUAAAUUACAGUUAGCUAUAGAUGAAAGUAAAAAACAACAUGAUGAUGAGAGAAAAAAGCUACAACCACCAACAGCCAAUAAUACAAUAUUGAACAUGUCAGGGGGAGUAGCAGAUCCAUGGGGUGUUCCAGCUCAAAAUUCACAACCUGCAGAUCCAUGGGGAGCACCGAAACCUCAACCAACCAAUCAAGGUGUUGAUGCUUGGGGUUCACCAGCUCGUGUUAAACCACCAGCAACAUCAAGUGAUCCAUGGGGUGUAUCAAGCCCAUCUCCUGUUGUAAACCAAUCUUCACCAGCUCCACAGAUAGAUCCAUGGGGACUUCCCCCACAAGCCACAGCUAACCAGUCUGGUAAUUUUGAUGCAUUUGGUACACCUAAUGCUAAUACAAACACACCUACAACUAAUGGAACAAAUAAUAUCGAUGAUGCAUUUGAUCUGCUGAGUGCUAGAAGUAAUGAAAAUUCCCCAGCUAAAUCAAAUGCUCAAACAGAAAAUAAUUCUAAAGAUUUAUGGGAUUUAACUGGUAUGAAUUCAAGUAUUGAUCAAGCAACAACUAACGCUAGAAAAACACCUCAAGACUUUUUAGGAGCAAAUGCUGCUCUCGUUAAUUUAGAUGAGUUGGUUGCUAAAAAUCCACCAAAAGGUAAUAACCCAUUUGCUAGCAGUGGCCAAAUGAACAAUCCCUUUGAAGGUUCUGCUCCUCGCGUUCCUAUGAACCAGCUUCAAAACACCACACCUGGCUUCACUUCUGUUAAUACUGGAUUACCUACCCCUCUUUUACCUUAUAAUAAUACCCAACCCCCUAUACAACAACAAGGCUAUAAUCCCUUUUUAUGAGUGUUGGACAGAGAUGCCUCCAGAAUAUUUAGCAUGGGGACUAUUUGGUUUAUUAAUACCUAGAGAGCUAUAUAUAUCCUAGGAAUGGAGACUUCUGAGAUCUGAGAUAUAUUAUAGACUGUUCACACCAUCUUCACAUGAUGUAUGUAUUUCACACAGAGAAAUUUCCAUUAUGCUUGAUAUGAAAAUGAGCCGAUACUUCUUAGAAAGACUGAGAGAUAUGUAUGCUAGUGGUCUAACAAGAUGAUAUAUCAACAGGGUUACAAUAUCAUAUCUAUGUCAUACAACAGGUAAUAGUACGUCAACAAAACAAGCCAAUUUGUGAUCAACAAGGAUGUUUCGUUUACGAGGAAUAUGUUUUAUAUUUACACAUAGUGAGGUUCAUAUAUCCUAGAAGUUGGUGUGAAGUACUGAUCAAAUUGUACAUUUAUUACUAGUUUAUAUAUAUUUUAUACAGCUGAUAUCUUUAUCUAAUUGUACAAAGUGCGGAAGACAGAGAAUCGUAACUGUCCGGUUUUUAACUGUAUAAUAAAUGAGGAGACGUGUAAUUCAGGAGAAUAUUUUGUAAUGUUUAUAAGAUACAGAUUUAUGAACCAUCUACAGAUUGAGAACUGUAUAUCUAGAUCUGAACUAUGUAUCUUGUGUGAUAAUAAUAUGACAAUUCUAAGAAGAAUUUCAACUGCUGUUCAUGUAGUGUAAAUUAGUACAAAUCUUAUUGAACUACAACCAAUAUAAAACAUUUAUUAAGAUGACUGCUCUAUGUAGUGUCUGCUACAUCUCCAGUAUUUAUAUCAUUAAACAGUCAUGAACAUCUAUCCGCAAAACAAAUAUCAUGUCUAGAUUGAAUUGGGCGCUAGUGGGUUCUAUCUAUUGAAAAUUUUCCAAUUAUUGCAUUGAUUUCCAUUAUUUUAUUACUACAUUAUCUUACAGGCAGGUGUUAGUAUUUUAAAGGCCAGGUAGGAACAACUAUAAUAUUACUAAUAACUAUUAUUAUUACAGCAAUAAACUAUAUGUGUAGAUUUUCUGCUACCGGUCAAAUUGGUGUUCGUCCAUGAUGAAAUUACUAUAUCCUAAAUAGGUUAAAAUCACAAAAAGUUAUGUUAUUUAUCUAGAAGAAAGGAAUGGGUUGGGUUUCAUUGCCUUAUGAUUUAAAUCCUGUUUCUGGAAAUAACGAUGUCUGAAUCCUUCCUGAUGAUGAUGUGAUUACUCAUCACAAUUGAAAGAUGAAAUUUUAACCAGAUCAAAAUCUGUAUAGUUUAUAAUGAAUAACAUGCUGUUGGUGUAUUCAAAACACCUGUUCUUCAUGUCAUUUUAUUUAAUUUCUAGACUAGUAACUUGAUUUUACCCAUUCUGGUUUCUCCAGACUCAAAAAGCUCAAACAUAUUGAAGGAGCUGUCCCAGAUUUCACAAAAAUGUGCAAACAAAAUGCCAGGAUGUGAAGAAAUAGCCUGUGAACAUUAUAUAAAGUUUCAACUUAAAAUAUUGAGCUGUUCAGAAAAAAUCCUAAACUUGCUGAACAGGUUUACAUAUCCAAGUUAGAGAAUUUCAUUGUUUAAAUGUAUGAGUGACUUGGUAUUCACGACAAGCGUGUGGCCAACCCCACCUGGAAACUGAAAGAUUGUAUUUCUUCCAAAACGUAUUACUGAGCUUGAGACAUUUACACAGGAUAAAAGAGAACAGGGUUUUGAAUACAUGCAGUGUGUGCCUAUAUUGUUCCAGUCGGAAUCUGACAACUCUUAAUUUAUUAAUACUGAUUGUUUGGGUGAAUGUAUCGAGUGUUCUGGGUCACAAAUGAAAUGUAAAUAAUGGCUGAAUGUAUAAGCAUGUAAUUGCUUUUUAUUUUUACAUUGAAUUCUAUGUUAUACAUGUCUUUAAAUGUAAUAAUGCAUGCAUGCUGUCAAGACAUUUUUUUAUCAAAAUUAUUAAUAUGGCUGCUGUAAUAUAUACAAGCCCAGUGUUUGCUCUUGAAACAUCAAUUUAACAAUUUGCUUGUGUCCAUUGUCAUUUGUCAAGUUUUACAUUUACAUUAAACUAUGUGUCAUUUAUUGAUGAAUGUAUAAUCCUUCAUUAAUAUCAUCAGUUUCAGGUCUAUUGUGUCUCUCGGUUUAAAACUUAAGUUCAUUUUGAAAAGCUGUUCUCACAAAAGUUGAUGUCUUUAGAAAAAUACCAUUGUGUGUUUUUGCUGAUCAGAGAAUAGUUGUACAUCUGAAGAUUGUUCAUGCACAGCAUUCUAUUGAAGAAAUGUUAUCCGACUAAAGCAGAAGCACAUAGAAGGAGAAAUUUGAGUUUUGAUAUAUUUUUAAAAUACUUGCUUUGAUAGGAUUGAAUUCUUUUUCUCUACCAACAAAUAUAUGAAUUAAGACCAUUGUUACACAAAAAAUAAAGCAAAUGAAUCUGAGGCAAAUGCUUUAUUGAACUUCACACAGGUUCUUAUAAUGUUAUUGCAGAUGUCUACUACAAACAAUAUGCCUUUUAAACAUGACCAUUGUAUAAAUUUUUACAACGUGUGGCCUUAAGCUGUUGACAUGUAUUUUAAGUUAAUUAGAAAAUGUAACUGUGUUUGUCUUAAUUGUAUUAUUUUAUGAUAAAAUAAGCAAUAGUCUAUUAUAUACAACAGAUAGUAGUGACUAAUCACUUGGUUUUGUUUAAAGAUCUAAACUAGUGUCAAUCAAAAAGUAUUCUUAAGAGCAUUUAAAUAUUAAAAUACAUUAUUAUUUCCAAGUAUUAUUUUAUAAAAUGUAUUGAAGGGUAGGUCACACUAAACUAUUAUCAUCACUGGUUUUUGACUCAAUUCAACUCUUGAAGUCAAGGAUAUAUUUUUAAAAAAAGGAAUUUCCUAAGAGACAACUAAUACUAUAGAAUAAAUCAUGAUUCUAGUUUUAAUAAUCCUAAAGAAAUACAUAUAUAUAUCAUUUUAUAGCCUAUAUCAAUGUAUUUAUUAUUAUACUGUUAUUUAAGUUAUAUAUUAAUCAUAGGUUAUAUUUCAAUUUCUCAGUACAUCAUAUAAGUUUUGAAAACAUUUGGUAUAAAUAUAUAUUUUAAUGUUAUCUCAGUUGAUAUUUUAAAUGUUAGUCAUGUCAAAGACCAAGUUGAUUUAUUUAAUGCUCAUUUGUUUUCACCAUAAACUGUUAAUUAUGAAAUUAAUUUAUUAUAUUAUUUGCAUGAGUUCUAUUAAGAUUUAUAUGAUAUAUAUUGUUCUUGUCUAACAGAGCUUUUUACUUCAAUGACUGUGUAUUUGUGGAACUUCAAUUGAUAGAUGUACUAUGUUUUCAACACCAUCAAAUAAAACUGAAAUUAAAACUAUGAUA